Mus musculus (house mouse) is the source of this 1515-nucleotide messenger RNA. It is a transcript of the gene Mrpl51, whose product is annotated as mitochondrial ribosomal protein L51. The coding region runs from base 156 to 542 and encodes 128 amino acids. Gene Ontology annotation, molecular function: structural constituent of ribosome. Lineage: Eukaryota; Metazoa; Chordata; Mammalia; Rodentia; Muridae. Gene Ontology annotation, cellular component: mitochondrial ribosome; mitochondrion; mitochondrial large ribosomal subunit. The record is from RefSeq and is marked provisional. The transcript is spliced from 3 exons.
GCUACCUGGGUAAGGCCCAAAAUGGCUCCUCUUACUGUCACUACCGUGUGAGUCCCGCCUGGGACUGUAAUCUGUGUCUUGGCUUUGGAAUUCACACCCGCUCCCCAUUUUUCCGGCUGGUUUGCUGCCCCUACUGAGGCGGACAGGCUAGAGUAAUGGCAGGGAGUGUCCCUUGGGCGGCAAGUAGGAGACUGUGGGGCUGGGUGCCCUCGGCAUGCCGAAGCUUCUCUCUGGGCGUCCCACGGUUGGCCUUCGUAAGGCUCACUCUUCCACCUCCCAAAGUGGUUGAUCGCUGGAACGAGAAGAGGGCUCUGUUUGGCGUCUACGACAACAUUGGAAUCCUGGGGAAUUUCGAGAAGCACCCAAAAGAACUGAUCAAGGGCCCAGUAUGGCUUCGAGGCUGGAGAGGAAAUGAAUUGCAGCGUUGUGUCCGAAAGAAGAAAUUUGUGGGAAACAGGAUGUUCAUUGAGGACCUGCAUAACCUUAACAAACGGAUCAGCUAUCUCUACAAACACUUUAACCGACAUGGGAAGUACAGAUAGGACGGGAAAUGUGUCACCCUGGAGAAGGGGAACAGGACUUAUCCCAGCAAGGAGAGAGCUUUGUGUGCUCGAUGUAAUAAAAAAAUGGGGCUCCUUUGGAAUCUGAUAUGCCCAGUGCUACAUUUACUCAUGCACUCUGACGUCUGCCUCGUUCCUAAGUCACAUGAUCUUUUGUUACUAUUACUUACAGCCCAGUUAUGCUUGUGGCCUUUAUAACAAUCAUUUAUUGCUGGCACUUUCUGACACUGGCACCUCGUGUAAGUUUUUAAAGAAUUUAUUUUUAUUUAUUUUAUCUUAUUUUUUUGUAAUCUUGGAGCUGAAACCCAGGGACUUGCUCAUUCUAGGGAACUCUGCCACUAGCCGCCCAGGCCCUUGGAAGUGUAGCUGCUAUUUCUAAAGACUCUGCCACCCCAAAAUGAACUAGGAAAGUGAAAUUACACUUUGUACUGCUCUUAUCAGUUAUAAGUUAGGGAACUUGUCUGAGUACCACAGCAUUUCCCAUCCUCUUGAAUAGGGCAGUUUUGUGGAGGCUGACCUUGAGUCAUGCCCAGUUUUAUGAAGUGUUAAAGAUCACACCCAGUAUUACCCCUGUGUGUGCUACCCUGUUUGCUUUUUUUUUUUUUUUAGGGGAAAAAAAUGUCAUUUAAGAAAGAUAUUUUAGGGCUGGUGAGAUGGCACUGACUGCUCUUCUGAAGGUCCUGAGUUCAAAUCCCAGCAGCCACAUGGUGGCUCACAACCACCCAUAAUGAGAUCUGACGCCCUCUUCUGGUGCAUCUGAAGUCAGUCACAGUGUACUUAUUUUUAAUAAUAAAAAAGUCUUUGAUCAUUGGACCAGAGCAAGUGGAGUUGACCAGAGAGAGCAAGGUCAACUGAGGCAGCAGAGGUCCUAAAUUCAAUUCCCAACAACCACAUGAAGCCUCACAACCAUCUGUACAGCUACAGUGUACUCACAUACAUUAAAUAAAUCUUUUUU